This is a messenger RNA of Lacerta agilis (Sand lizard), 2698 nucleotides long. RefSeq names its product aryl-hydrocarbon receptor repressor (gene AHRR). The transcript is spliced from 11 exons. Gene Ontology annotation, biological process: regulation of transcription by RNA polymerase II. The coding region runs from base 58 to 2244 and encodes 728 amino acids. The record is from RefSeq and is a predicted model, not a curated record. Gene Ontology annotation, cellular component: aryl hydrocarbon receptor complex; nucleus. Lineage: Eukaryota; Metazoa; Chordata; Lepidosauria; Squamata; Lacertidae. Gene Ontology annotation, molecular function: nuclear receptor activity; protein dimerization activity; transcription cis-regulatory region binding.
CGGAGCGCGCGGAAAAAAAAGGGAGACGGGCAUCGCCAGGGCUGCCAAGUGCGGACAAUGAUUCCACCAGGAGAAUGCCUGUAUGCUGGCAGGAAAAGACGGAAACCUAUCCAGAAACAGAGGCCCGCGCAUGGGAAUGGGAAGUCUAAUCCUUCAAAGAGACACAGAGAUCGCUUGAAUGCUGAGUUAGAUCACCUGGCCAGUCUCCUGCCUUUCCCACCAGACAUAAUAGCUAAACUGGACAAACUCUCCGUCUUGCGUCUCAGCGUCAGUUACCUUCGAGUCAAAAGCUUCUUUCAAGCUGUUCAGGAGAAGUGCUUGAAAAAGCACGCAGGUCGUGAAAUCAAGGAAGCUGACAUGCUCAAGGAGCCUGCCAUACCAGAAGGUGGAUUCUUACUGGAGUCACUGAGUGGUUUUGUUCUGGUGGUGAGUGCUGAUGGAAUGAUAUUCUAUGCCUCACCAACAAUUGUGGAUUAUCUAGGAUUUCACCAGACUGAUGUAAUGCAUCAAAAUAUAUAUGAUUACGUUCAUGUGGAUGACCGGCAGGAUUUCUGCAAACAACUGCACUGGGCCAUGAAUCCGCCACAACUCAUUUCUGGACAACAUAUGCCAACGGAGACAGGGGAAGAAUUCAUCCUUAAUGAAAUGUUUAAAGCACAGGAGGGUAACAGUACGCCAUCAGACUUUUCAUCCUUUUUAACCCGGUGCUUCACUUGUCGAAUUCGCUGUCUUCUAGACAGUACUUCUGGCUUCCGUGCAAUGCACUUUCAAGGCAAACUGAAAUUUCUCUUUGGGCAGAAGAAGAAGUCUUCCUCAGGAGCAAUAUUACACCCUCAGCUGUCCUUAUUCUGCAUAGUGGUGCCACUUCUGCUUCCUUCUGUGACUGACAUGAAGUUAAAAAGCCUUUUUGUGAAAUCAAAAUGCAGAUCUGAUCAAGCAGCCACAACAGAUGCAAACUCAAAGGCUAUUUCUGAACAGUAUAUGGCUGAUCUUCAUAGAAGGAAUGCUUUCCAAGAAGGAAAGAAUAAUAGAGAAAAUGGCAUUUCUCUGAAGAGACUGCAAGCAAACGAAGACCAUUGGGUUUGGAUACAGGCCAGUACUCAAGUUCAAUACCGAAAUGGUUCUUCAGAAUAUGCCAUUGCUCUACAGCAAGCUCCCAAGGAAGACUGUCAUCAGAAGAUAACAAGCAGCACCGCAAACACGAAAAGGAACAGGGAAAACCUUGUACAGAUGAAGUAUAGUAAGUGGGCCCCGAGGAAAAAAGAACAGGACAGCAUAAAAGUGAAGUUUGAACCUUGUACUGAUGGCGAAGAAUGUUUUAUUCAGCAAGAACUUGUCGGUCCUACUGCAUCGCUAUUCGGUACUCAAUACAGUAGCAACAGAAAUGGCAUUUCGACUUCAGUGAAUCCAUCAAAUUACUGUUCUAAAAUUCAGCGUAAUGAGAAUGCAUGUCCAAGCAAAACUGCUAGACCUUUCUGCAAUAGAGACCAACGGCUCUUUGGUUUAUCAUCAACCUGUCCUCCCUGGGGUGGCACAGAAAAUUGCCAGCCUCAUCCAAGCUUGCAGCAGUACACAACACAAAGUUACUCUGGAGAAUACAUGAAGUCACAAUGUCCAUUAGUAUCCUCAGAAACUCCGUACAACACGGGGUUGGCACAUAACAUCAAAACUGAAUAUGAUUCGGAUUCUGAAAAUAUAGGUGCUGUUUCAGCAAGUCGGGUCUGGAUUGGUGAAAACAGCACAAGGAAAAAGCAAGCGAUCCGUUUUCCUACUAGGGUUCACCUCAAAACAGAACUGGACCUCAGUGAGCAUCUGUCUCCUUGCCAAACCCCAAAGCAGUGUGUUUAUCCGCCGUAUAACUGGCAACACAUUGUGAUGCACCAUCCCAACCUCAGCAGAAGUGGACCUGGCAAAGGACUGCACAGCAAGGAACUAGUUCCUCUGAGCUCCCAGAACUCCGUCUGUGCAGAAGCAAUGGAGGGUGCACAAGACACACAUUACUGGAAUGAAUUUUAUAAUCCCAGUUUAGUAGAAGAGAGGGGGCUGAAUAGGCAAGUUCUGAAGAUGCAGUGCGAGUUUAAAAAUCCCAGUUUUAUUCAGACAGUCAAACACGAGCCCUUAGAGUCUUCUCACAUGUCUGGCAGUGGUCAGACCAGAGUACAAACUACUUUUCCUGAAAGCACAUUAGCCAGCUCUCAACCUCAUAAAAUAAUGGGAUGUGCAUUUUCACAACAAAUGGUAUAGGUGUGCUUCCAAAUGUUCACAACUGCCUCGUUAGUGCAGAGAUGGGACAAAAGAGGAAGUUUCUCAUUAGUAGGGCACUCCCCAUCACAGGGAUUUAAUGAUCUAUUUGACAUUGUUUUGGGGCAACAGUGUCCUAGCCGUGGUUAGCCCUCCUUAACUUAAGGAUAGUGUGUGAUAGGUACCCAUAUAUAUAUAGUAUCAAUCAUCCACAAAACAUGACAGAGAAGUGGCCUUAAUAUUCAUUAAAGCACUGUACAAUAUUAUUGCAGGCAAUUCCCUACCGAAAUUGAAGGCCAAUUUAAAUGUCUUUUUUAAGAAAAAGAAAAUGUUUGCAUAAAACAACAUAGCAGUUCAUUUCUCUCGGCUGGUAUUUCUUUGGCUCCCAGGUAGUUCAAGCAUCUCUCUUGUGCUAUUCAAAAAUAAAAAAAUUAGUCGCAUAUGAACAACAGGGAUG